Messenger RNA from Penicillium macrosclerotiorum, 279 nucleotides. RefSeq lists its product as uncharacterized. The record is from RefSeq and is a predicted model, not a curated record. The coding region runs from base 1 to 279 and encodes 92 amino acids. NCBI's taxonomy places the organism in Eukaryota, Fungi, Ascomycota, Eurotiomycetes, Eurotiales, Aspergillaceae. The transcript has a single exon.
AUGCCCCCCCUCUCCCCUUCGUCCCACCUCGUCCGUCAUACAAGUGCGAGCGAGGUGAACUCAAGCGCUGCCCUCAGCCCCAACCUAAAUUUCACCGCGCCCGCCCUUGUUUCCUGCUACGCGGGACUGCGCGAAUCAAUCCGCGCCCCGAGCUUCCGGCCUGAUUGUCGCCUGUCCAACCUCCGUCGUACUGAUCGAGAGGACUGUGCCUUCGCUCCCUUCAUCGACCUCGAGGCCCGAUGGUGGCAAAAUUGGCAGCAGCUGGUAGGUGUUGGGUGA